AUGAGCUUCCCUCAGCCUCCUCAUCCGGGCGCCAAUGACCCGACGCCUUUUAGCUUGGUAGCACUCAUGAUGUCCAACGCUUUGUCCGACCACGAGAAGAUCGAGUGCUGGAAAACGAUCGACAUCAUCUACGACAACCUUUUGAACGACGAUGAAAGUUUGAGAUCCUUCGCCGAGAUUGCAAAUGGCAUCCAACAACAAUUCCAUAAUCCUUCUCUCCAGGAUGGAAGGAUUCUCUCUGGGGUCAACUUUGCUCGGCAAGUUUACCGUUGGUUCGCAACUCAUCACGACAGCGGCUUAAUCGACCAAGCGGUGGCCAGACUUGGACAAUCCAAGCCUUUCCUACGUGGCCUUGAACGCUACCUGACGGUCGCUGAAAGGGAAAAUCGCCGAACAGAAUCCAGUGACCCAAAGGAGUUCACUCCUCUUCCUCAGGAUCUCCUGAAAUCCUGGAGUGACGCGCUAGCACUGCGUCACUGGGCUCGGGUUCGCACGAGUCGGCCGGUUAACCCAGUACCAGGGGAUAUUCCCAAGGACUUUGAGGAGAAAGCUCGCCUGGCAAAGUACAUUUUCGAUGGGAUGGUCGCCGAGCCCGCGAAUAUGGUCGAAAGGCCAAAGGUUGGUGGGCAAGACAAGGGCCACGAGCAGGGAAAGAGCAAAGGGCCAGAAAUCCAUGCUCAAGUGAAGCGGGUCAGGGAAAUGUCUGACUUAAAGAAGUAUAUCCUGAGCUGGGACUGGUUGGUUAAUGCAAUUGAUGCGGAGAAGGGAACGCCCGACACCGUUCUCUACUGUAAUGAGGCAUUCCCUAAGAAUGGGGACUAUAAAAACUUCCGGGAGAGAAUUCAGUCCACCCAUGAAUUAGUCUCGGUAGCCUCGCUGGUGAAUGCGACCCAGCCAGCUUACCUCACUCGCUUUGCUGCUAAUCCUAAGCAGGAGCUUUCCACCAAGGUGUUAAACAAGGGCACCAACGCCACGCGAACCCGGCAAGUUCAAGCCGGUCAGAAGGUGCUUGCUGCAAACGCAGCGAAGCCACAAGGACCAAAGACGACAAAAUUGCCCGUGAAGGCCACGCGAAUAAAUAGCGAAACAGCCACACUUGGCCCCCUGAUGAGACUAGCCGAGGAGUACGAGCUCCAGGCGGCUAGAAAUGGGUACCAAAGUGCAGUGUCCGAGCCUGAGCUCGCCGGACAAGCCAGUGCCUCGGAGCCUCAGAGCUACAAUGGCAACGGUGUCUCGUCAAACACCGGUGUUGGCUCGUCUAAUACUCUUUUCGACGUGGACCGAACCUCCUUGGAACAGGGCACACGGGCGGCCGAAUUCGUCACAAACCCUAUGUCCGCCGCCAGUGAAUCGUUCAUGGCGCUGCGGGCACAGACUGGAAAUGCGGCACCUUUUGCCUCUAGUAUUGCGGCUCCAACCCUUACCGCAGACAAUAAUCCGCCGGAGACCAUUGCGAAUGACAAUUUCGACUGGGACUAUUGGAUUGACCAAGCUUGGGUGGGCGGUGAGGAACCCAAUGACAGCGAGGAUGAGUCCUGA
Molecule: messenger RNA, 1539 nt
Organism: Neurospora tetrasperma FGSC 2508
Lineage: Eukaryota; Fungi; Ascomycota; Sordariomycetes; Sordariales; Sordariaceae
Exons: 7
Coding region: 1-1539 (512 amino acids)
Source: RefSeq, a predicted model, not a curated record